This is a messenger RNA of Drosophila busckii, 1838 nucleotides long. Its product is annotated as protein krueppel. Gene Ontology annotation, biological process: regulation of transcription by RNA polymerase II. Bases 115 to 1698 code for a protein of 527 amino acids. The transcript is spliced from 2 exons. Gene Ontology annotation, molecular function: DNA-binding transcription factor activity; RNA polymerase II cis-regulatory region sequence-specific DNA binding. Lineage: Eukaryota; Metazoa; Arthropoda; Insecta; Diptera; Drosophilidae. The record is from RefSeq and is a predicted model, not a curated record.
CAAAGUGUUACAACAAACACUGCUCAAAUGAAAGUUUGUGUUCAAUACUUAAAGUAAAGAAGAAAGUGCAACGAAGUUAGUCGCUUGUUAAGGACAAUUAACGGUUAAACAGUUAUGGCCAUAUCAAUGCUGCAGGACGCACAAACACGAAGCUUAGCAGCUGCUUUGGCUGGCAUUAAACGCGAGGAAAUGGUUGUGGAGCGCGCCAUGUCGCUAUCGCCGCCCAUGUCAGCGAAUACCUCAGCCAGCAGUCCCGCUGCAGCAGCCAAUGGACACUCCAUGUAUCCAGCCAUGGGCUUGCAACAAGCUGCAGCCGCCUCCGCGUUCGGCAUGUUGUCGCCCACGCAGCUGCUGGCGGCGAAUCGCCAAGCGGCUGCAUUUAUGGCGCAGCUGCCCAUGAGCACGUUGGCCACAACGCUAUUUCCACAUAAUCCUGCAGCGCUUUUCGGCGCUUGGGCAGCGCAGCAUCAACAGCAGCAGCAGCAGCAGCAGCAGCAACAGUUGCCGCUGUCCGGCACGCAUUUACACUCGCCGCCCGCCAGUCCGCACUCGCCUGUGGCCAGCGGCAAACAUGCGCUAAGCUCACCCAACAGCACGCCACAGCAUCAUCAUCAACAUGGCCAUCAUAUGGGCGGCUUGGGUGAGCCUGUGAAGAAAGCGCGCAAGCUUUCGGUUAAAAAGGAAUUUCAAACUGAAAUAAGCAUGAGCGUUAGCGAUUUGUAUCACACACCAGGCGGUCCCAUUUCACCACCUUCAAGCGGCAGCUCGCCCAACAGCUCAGCGCAUGAGUCGGCGGCAGCAGCGGCGCCUGCGCCUGCCAGCAAGGACAGCUCACGCGACAAGAGCUUCACCUGCAAGAUUUGCUCGCGCAGCUUUGGCUACAAGCACGUGCUCCAAAAUCACGAGCGCACACACACCGGCGAAAAGCCCUUCGAGUGUCCCGAAUGCCACAAGCGCUUCACCCGCGAUCAUCAUCUGAAGACGCACAUGCGUCUGCAUACGGGCGAGAAGCCCUAUCACUGCUCCCACUGCGAUCGCCAGUUCGUGCAGGUGGCCAAUCUGCGUCGCCAUCUGCGCGUGCACACCGGCGAGCGUCCCUACACCUGUGAGAUCUGCGACGGCAAGUUCAGCGACUCCAAUCAGCUCAAGUCGCAUAUGCUGGUGCAUAAUGGCGAGAAGCCGUUCGAAUGCGAGCGCUGCCACAUGAAGUUCCGUCGUCGCCAUCAUCUGAUGAAUCACAAGUGCGGCAUACAGUCGCCCCCAACGCCAGCGCUGUCGCCCGCCAUGAGCGGCGACUAUCCGCUGGCUGCUGCAGCUGCCGCUGCCGCCGCUCUAGAGUCCAACACCAACAAGUUUGCUGCCAUGUGCGCCAGCUACGGCGGCUCCGAGGAGUCUGUCGACUUGGCCAAGAGCAGCCUGGAUGAGGAAACACCACUCGAUUUGUCUGAGGAUGGCGCCAGCUCUGUCGAUGGUCACUGCAGCAGCAGCGCAGCGCGUCGCAAGGCGCAGGACAUACGUCGCGUGUUCCGCUUGCCGCCGCCACAAAUUCUGCAUGUGCCCAUGCCCAACAUGCCCGAGCAAACUGAGCCCGAGGAUCUGAGCAUGCAUUCGCCACGCUCUGCUGAAUCACACGAUGACAUUGAUCUCGACGAGCUCGACGAUGCUGCUGCGCUUUAUCUACGCCAGCAGCAACACUAAAUCUCUCUCUCUCUCCCUCUCUUUCGUUGUAUAUAUAGCCGCUGUUCAUCAGAUGAGUUUAGUCGGUUACCAAAUUUCACAAAAUUGCAAAUUUUGCGCUCACAGGAAUUUAUUGCUAAGUACAAGCCACUAAAAAAAAU